Molecule: messenger RNA, 1524 nt
Organism: Lachancea fermentati
Lineage: Eukaryota; Fungi; Ascomycota; Saccharomycetes; Saccharomycetales; Saccharomycetaceae
Source: the annotation of a GenBank genome assembly
AUGGGUGAAUUGAGUGAAUUCCAGAAAAGAAGGCUUGAAAAUAUCAGGAGGAAUAAUGAUUUGUUAAAGAAGCUUAAUUUGAAUGGCGCAUCCCGGGAACUUAGGAGGGAGGCCAAUGUCAGAGACGAGCGCAAACACAAGAAGCUUCCUGCAAAGAAGAAAGUAAUCAAAUCGGAGCCCAAGCCACAGAGACUACCCACCCGUCGAUCUCGUAGACUUAGAGGUGAAGCAGCAGAGGGGGAAGGAGUUCCCAAUGUCAAUGACAGCCAGUUAAUGAAAAGAGACAGCCCUGAAGUCGAUUUAGAACAGAUCAAGGAUACACCAAUAGCUGGCGAUAUUAAAUUGAGUGACAUCAUUAAAUCAGAGGACAAAGAUGAACUGCUUACAAAAUUUCAAAAGUUCAGUAACCAAAAAUUCUCUUCGGGGGACUUUUUCAAAGAGUUGCAAAAGCAUAAGCGUGCGUCACCAGAAAUUGAGCAGCUCCAGGAGGACUUCGAUCUGCAACUGUAUGAGAUAUUCGAGCCUAAUGAAAUAAAAAUUGUUCAAGACCGUGUGACUGCCAUGUUUUUUCAUCCGCAGAAGGAUAAGAAAUUAAUUAUUGCCGGUGACACUUCAGGAAACGUGGGAUUAUGGAAUGUACUUGACAAGGACCCAGAGGACGACCUCGCAGAACCGGAUAUCACCAAAUUCAAGCUGUUUACUAAAAAUGUCGGUCGCAUUGAUUGUUUUCCCACAGACUCGAGUAAGAUUUUGACAGCUUCCUACGAUGGUAUCAUUCGCUCUAUUCACCUUGGAAACCUUCAAAGCGAAGAAAUAUUGAAAUUGAGGAAUGAAUAUGAUGACUAUCUAGGUAUCAGUGACUGUCAGUUUAGCUAUGAGAAUCCCAAUCACUUAUAUAUCUCAACGCUCAGUGGAGAGUUUACGAUCCUUGAUACCAGGGCGAAACCGUCCUCGAUAUCUCUCCAUAGGCUUGCAGAUAAGAAAAUCGGCUCUUUCAGUAUCAACCCACAAAAACCGUACGAAAUUGCGACAGGUUCUCUGGAUCGAACGUUGAAAAUUUGGGACCUACGGAAUACUGUUAAAAACCCUGAGUGGUCCCAAUACGAGGACUAUCCUAGUCAUGAAAUUGUCUCAACUUAUAGCUCACGAUUAAGUGUAUCGGCAGUAUCGUACUCUCCGAUGGAUAACACCUUGGUGUGUAAUGGAUACGAUGAUACUAUCAGGCUAUUCGACGUUGGCGGCGAGUUGUCAGAAAACCUAGAACCAAAGCUUACCUUGAAACAUAAUUGUCAGACGGGAAGAUGGACAAGUAUUUUGAAAGCACGAUUCAAGCCAAAUAUGGAUGUAUUUGCGAUAGCAAAUAUGAGCAGAGCCAUAGAUAUAUACAGUAGCGCGGGUCAGCAGCUCGCACAUUUGAAAACUGCGACAGUUCCAGCUGUCGUUGGGUGGCAUCCUCUCCGGAACUGGAUUGCUGGAGGAAACUCAAGCGGUAAAGUAUUCCUCUUCACAGAUGAGAAUAAGUAA